Molecule: messenger RNA, 384 nt
Organism: Laccaria bicolor S238N-H82
Lineage: Eukaryota; Fungi; Basidiomycota; Agaricomycetes; Agaricales; Hydnangiaceae
Exons: 4
Coding region: 1-384 (127 amino acids)
Source: RefSeq, a predicted model, not a curated record
AUGCAUUUCUUUGCCAGCCUCGUGGCUCUCGUACUGCCUGUCCUUCCCGUCGUCGUGUGGCCCGGCAACGCACAGACCGUAACACAAAUUUUGGCUACUUCUUGUUUUACUAAAAGUGUAUUAUAUUUCACAGAUUGCAAAGGAUACCAGUUUUGCGAGACUCCAGUAUUCCAGUCAGUUCCCGGAUCCGCAUGGAUUGUUCGUGUUCGAUCAGUCAAGUUCAUCGAAUUGCUGGUAAAGCGUGGGACGCCGCCACUUCAAGAUGUUGCCGUUCAGGAUACGACAUCAAUUCCCAAAGGAGGUUUGUUCUUUGGUACCGAUCUUCGUGGACAUUGUUUACUCUCGGCCUCAAUUAUAACGAGUUUGGAAAACAUCAACGACUGA